Vitrella brassicaformis is the source of this 806-nucleotide messenger RNA. The record is from the annotation of a GenBank genome assembly. NCBI's taxonomy places the organism in Eukaryota, Vitrellaceae.
ACCUGUUAACCUUCUUUGCUGGUCAUGAAGCCGAGGCCAUGUUUCAAUUCCUGUCAUCUCUCACGACACGCAUAUGGUCAGCUACAUACCGACUGCCGUGACCAGAGAAUGCGCAAUCAAAGGGACAAGGGAGGUCGAUUCCACUGACUUUAACACUCAUGUCUCGCUCAGCUCGGCCUGGCCUCUUGGCUGCAGAAGAUGCUGUCAGCCAGCGACAAAUGUCUUCGCGCCCCUGCCUGGACACGGUCCAUCUCCUGCCCCUCGCCUGGACACGGUCCAUCUAUACCGCCCUCUUCAUCGCCAUCCUCAUCACAGACCGUCUCUGCCGGGCCGCUCGACCUCCCAAACUCACCGGUCGCCAGACGCCCGGCGGUGUGGGCGAACGUCUCGCUGUCGCCAUGAUGCGGGCCACCUACCAGGGCCGAGCGGAAUGGGAUGGGUGUCGGAGGGAUGAUGGCCGCGGCCUCUUCACUGAAGGUGAUUAAGCGGUCGUCCCGCCGGCCAGCAGCACUGGGGUCACCGUGGCCGUCAACUGUACUCACGCCGACUGUUGGCGUGCUCUCCUCGCUGUAUUGUUGGACAAGGUGAGCUUCUCCCAAAGAUUCGCCGUGUCGCCCACUUGCGCCGUCCGCGCCAGCACAAACGAGAGGAAGCCCUUCCGAGAACGGCAGCUUCAACUCUUCCCCAUCGACGCCGCCUUGUUGCGCAGCAUCGCAUGUCUCCUCAUCGCCCUGCCACCCAUGGUCCAUAAGGGCCGAAUCGUCGUCCGGUCGAUCUGGUUCGAUAGCAUCUGGAAGAAGAGACAU